Messenger RNA from Schistocerca americana (American grasshopper), 1316 nucleotides. RefSeq names its product 15-hydroxyprostaglandin dehydrogenase [NAD(+)]-like. The transcript is spliced from 6 exons. Gene Ontology annotation, molecular function: oxidoreductase activity, acting on the CH-OH group of donors, NAD or NADP as acceptor. NCBI's taxonomy places the organism in Eukaryota, Metazoa, Arthropoda, Insecta, Orthoptera, Acrididae. The record is from RefSeq and is a predicted model, not a curated record. Gene Ontology annotation, cellular component: cytoplasm. The coding region runs from base 39 to 821 and encodes 260 amino acids.
GGCAGCCGCCACCUUAGGCACAGCAGCAGAACACCGACAUGGAGCUGCAGGGCAAGGUGGCCAUCGUUACGGGGGGAGCUUCAGGCAUCGGCCUCGAGAUGGUCAGGCACCUCCUCCAGGCGGGACUCAAGGGCGUCGCCAUCUUGGACAUGGCGGAGGCAGUAGGCAAGGCGGCCGUGUCGCAGAUGGAGUCAGAGUUUGGUGCGAAGCGCGCCAUCUUCAUCCGCGCUGACGUCACCAAAGCUGAUCAGUUCAAGGAAGCAUUCAAGACUGCGUCAACAACGUUUGGAGGCCUCGACAUCGUCAUAAACAACGCUGGGAUCGGUAAUGAGGACAACUGGGAAUUGAUAAUUGCCGUCAAUGUGGCGGCGGUGAUGCGCGGCACGCUGCUGGCGCUGGAGGCGAUGGGCCGUGACCGCGGCGGCCGCGGCGGCGCCGUGCUCAACGUCGCCUCCAUCCUGGGGCUGUCCGCCAUCGCCGGCGCGCCCGCCUACGUCACCAGCAAGCACGCCGUCGUCGGCCUCGUGCGCUCGUUCGGGAUGCCAUACCACUGGGAACGUACGGGAGUGCGCGUCAUGGCCAUAUGCCCUGGCGUGACGGAGACGCCGAUGCUGGCUGGGGCAAGAGGCCCUCAGAUGUCCUCCAUGGCCCAAAUGGCCGCCCUGGAGGUGGCAGCGCUGCCACUGCAGAAGCCAGACGCCGUGGCACGAGCGGCAGUGGAGGUGCUGCGGCGAGGAGAGAACGGCUCUCUGUGGGUGUCUGAGGGCGGGCAGCCGGCCUACCAGGUGGCCAUCCCUGCCCGCGAGCAGAUGCGGGUCUGACCGCAGCCGCAGUCCAGCGGCUCUCGUGCUCAAGUGGCCACAGCGCGCCGACCGACGUUCCGCUUGCCUUAAACUGUCCUUCCCGUUAUCUCAAUGUCUGCACACCUAACUGAUUCCUAGGUUAUGUAACUCUUCGUGUGAGUUUUCUUCCAUACCUGUUCUCUACGAUACUUUCCUGGCCAUGUUACUAAAUCAUGUGGAAGAAAUGAAUACAGGCAGGAAUUUUGCUCAGAGAUUGUUAAGAAUUUGUCAUAUACAAUGUGUCCAGAAAUGAAUAUAGACAGGAAUUUUGCUCAGAGAUUGUUAAGAAUUUGUCAUAUACAGAGUGGCCAUAAAGUACCGCUAUCAUUUCAAAAAAUUAUAACUUGUAAACUAUAAGAUACAGAACAUUAUGGUUUGCUGUAAAACGUUUCCAGCUCUCAAAGUUGUUUCUUUCUGUUUCGCCACAAUUUCAGUGCAUGCCUCACAAGUCGCUCGUAGGACAACAAGGCAAUA